AUGCCUGGACUACCGGCGAGCAUCGACUUAGAUGAAUGCAUCGAAAGACUGUAUAAAAAGGAAUUGCUCGCCGACUCCGUAGUCGAGGCAAUAUGCGCCAAAGCGAAAGAGCUAUUAAUGCGGGAGAGCAAUGUGGUGCACAUCGCUGCUCCGGUCACCGUGGUCGGUGACAUCCAUGGUCAGUUCUACGACCUGAUUGAGAUUUUCAAGAUUGGCGGCUUCUGUCCUAAUACCAAUUACCUAUUUCUCGGAGACUACGUCGACCGCGGCCUCUUCAGCGUCGAAACAAUCUCCCUCCUCGUCUGCCUCAAACUGCGCUAUCCCCAGCGCGUCCAUCUUAUCCGCGGCAACCAUGAAUCCCGCGGCGUCACCCAAUCAUAUGGCUUCUAUACCGAAUGUGCCCGCAAAUACGGCAAUGCCAACGUCUGGCACUACUUCACCGACAUGUUCGACUUCCUUACUCUCAGCGUAGUGAUCAACGACCAGAUCUUCUGCGUGCACGGCGGCCUCUCCCCGUCCAUCCACUCCAUAGAUCAGAUCAAAAUCAUCGAUCGGUUUCGAGAGAUCCCUCACGAAGGACCCAUGGCAGAUCUCGUCUGGUCCGACCCGGAUACGGAACGCGAUGAGUUCUCUUUAUCCCCGCGUGGUGCGGGAUACACCUUUGGUGCGCAGGUGGUGAAGAAAUUUCUUGAGAUCAAUAAUAUGUCCCACAUAUUACGAGCGCAUCAGCUGUGUCAGGAGGGAUACCAGAUCCUUUAUGAUGACCGGCUGAGCACCGUCUGGAGCGCCCCGAAUUACUGUUACCGGUGCGGGAACUUGGCCAGCGUCUUGGAAGUCAGCGACACGGGCGAGCGUUAUUUUAACAUCUUCGAUGCGGCGCCGGAAAACAACGACAUUCAUCGUGGCGAUCAACACGCUCAGCAGGGAAAGAAUGGCCAGAGCCCUGUAAUUGAAUACUUUUUAUGA
Molecule: messenger RNA, 966 nt
Organism: Coccidioides posadasii C735 delta SOWgp
Lineage: Eukaryota; Fungi; Ascomycota; Eurotiomycetes; Onygenales; Onygenaceae
Gene: PPG1
Product: Putative serine/threonine protein phosphatase
Cellular component (GO): FAR/SIP/STRIPAK complex
Molecular function (GO): protein serine/threonine phosphatase activity
Source: RefSeq, a predicted model, not a curated record